Messenger RNA from Tachysurus fulvidraco (yellow catfish), 1488 nucleotides. It is a transcript of the gene nxph2b, whose product is annotated as neurexophilin 2b. Bases 109 to 915 code for a protein of 268 amino acids. Lineage: Eukaryota; Metazoa; Chordata; Actinopteri; Siluriformes; Bagridae. The record is from RefSeq and is a predicted model, not a curated record. Gene Ontology annotation, molecular function: signaling receptor binding. The transcript has 3 exons.
CUCGGGCCAGCUUUAAGCGCCGGAGCUCAAAGCGGGAGCGCGUGCGAGUUUAACGGCGACCGGCAGCCUGAAGAGCAGUUUAAUCUGUGGACCUGUUAUUUAAUAACCAUGUUCAUGUUAAAAGCCAUAAAGAUGAAGCAUCUCUCAGCUCUUCUGGUUUUGUGCUUGCACACGGCCAUAUGUGAUGCAGAGCCCACUGCAGCACUAGGACUUCUAGGAUGGGGGGAAAGUACUAAAGAUAAGAGCAUUUCUCAGCAUGGUUCACGCUCAGAUCUCCUCAAACCCCUGUGGCUUUUCUCACACCUGUCUUUAAACAACGAAGCCCCCCAGCAACUUGCAGUACAAGACCUGUGGGCCUGGCUGUUUAAUCGUACAGAAGAGAACGAACAGAGUCUGGCUAGAGCCAAGCGGCGUCCCAUGGUCAAGACGGGCAAAUUCAAGAAGAUGUUCGGUUGGGGUGACUUCCAUUCCCACAUUAAGACAGUUAAGCUUAACCUCCUCAUCACGGGCAAGAUUGUUGACCAUGGCAAUGGCACGUUUAGUGUCUACUUCCGCCACAACUCCACAGGCUUUGGCAAUGUGUCGGUGAGCUUGGUGCCACCCUCCAAGGUUGUCGACUUUGAGAUCAGCCAACAGGAAACUCUGGAUGUCCCCAAAGACACAAAGACCUUUAACUGCAGAGUGGAGUACGAGAAGACAGACCGGAGCAAGAGGACGUCCUUUUGCAACCACGACUCCACGACCAGGGAGUGCUUUCAGGAGCAGACGCAGAGCCACGUCUCCUGGCUCUGCUCCAAGCCCUUUAAAGUCAUCUGCAUCUACAUUGACUUCUUCAGUGCUGACUACAAACUGCUGCAGAAGGUCUGCCCAGACUACAAUUACCACAGUGAUGCGCCUUAUGCUUCAUCGGGAUAGAGCGCCAAGAUUAAUAUGAGCAAAAAUGUCUGUCGAGUUAAAUUUGUCAUCACAGCCCACAUUUCUGUUACCUGCCUGUGCUGAGAGGGCAGAAGAAAGCUAACUGAGUUGAUAGACAUGCUGUGAACAAACCUCACUGAAGGUUUCAUGAUUAUUUUAAGGAAAAGAAUCUUAAAAAAAAAUUAUAAAUGUACAAAACGAAACAAAGUUUCUUGUGAGCCACUUUUUACUAAUGUCCCAAUGUUCUGCAUGUUCUGUCCAAAAUGUAAUAGUAUUUGUAAACUCAACAGUAUUUGCACACGCAGCCACUCAUAGCUUCUCACACUGACAUCAUGAGUGAAACAACAUUCAUUCAUUCACCUUGAACCAUGAUACCUUUACUAGAUGAUUAAUAACAAAAUAGAUCCCUUUUUAAUGGUGCAUUAUGACACCACCCCUUAAAUGUGUUCAGUGUCUUCGUUGUAUGCCAACAAACCAAGCUACAAUGUGAUUUGUUCUAUAAUCAUAGUGAAUUCCUGUCUUUUUGAUUUCUGUACAAUUCAUUUUGAACAUUAAAAACGUGUAAGAUGCAAA